Molecule: messenger RNA, 2316 nt
Organism: Abrus precatorius (Indian licorice)
Lineage: Eukaryota; Viridiplantae; Streptophyta; Magnoliopsida; Fabales; Fabaceae
Product: SWR1-complex protein 4-like
Exons: 14
Coding region: 217-1404 (395 amino acids)
Biological process (GO): DNA repair; negative regulation of transcription by RNA polymerase II; chromatin remodeling
Cellular component (GO): NuA4 histone acetyltransferase complex; Swr1 complex
Molecular function (GO): transcription corepressor activity
Source: RefSeq, a predicted model, not a curated record
ACUGAAUGAACUAUUCAUUUGAGAGUGAGCAGGAAAGUGGUACGACGUCGUUGUACAGUGCCCAUUCUAAUACGAGUGGAGAAAGUGAGAGGAAAAACUUGAAAAGGGGCCUAAUUGAUAAUUCCCCAAAUCCAUAGUUGUUUUGCGUUUGCGAGCUGUGUAAUGGAGAAAUUGAUCCAGAAACCCUAAAUAGCCCUCAACGGUAUAUGAUUGUGAAUGGACGCGAAGGAUAUAUUGGGAUUACCCAAAAACUCAUUCCCACCCCUCGAGAAGAAGUCUCGACCUCCCAAAGAGUCUAAGAGAAAACCAGAUGGCAUUUCGCGCGAGGUUUAUGCGCUUACUGGUGGCAUGCCACCUCUUAUGCCUGCUAUUGAACCAUCUCAAUUGAAAAAAAAGCCUCCUUCUCUUGAAAAGAUCACUUGGCAAUGGCUUCCUUUCACCAGUUCUGCUCGUAAAGAUAAUCUUCAGCUUUACCAUUGGGUUCGAGUUGUCAAUGGUAUUCCUCCUACGGGGAACUAUUCUUUUGCCAAGUAUAAUAAGUCAGUUGACGUUAUCAAGUACACAGACGAGGAGUAUGACAAGUAUUUGACUGAUCCGAUGUGGACCAAGGAGGAGACAAAUCAACUAUUUGACUUGUGUGAAAGAUUUGAUCUUCGAUUGGUUAUAAUAGCUGAUAGGUUCCCAUCAUCUCGAACUGUAGAGGAAUUAAAGGAUCGAUAUUAUAGUGUAUCCCGAGCGAUAUUAAUUGUCAGGGCUCCAUCUUCUGGGGAUGUUGCAGCACAUCCUCUUGUAAAGGAACCGUAUAAUGUUUCACAAGAAAUGGAGCGAAAACGAGCACUAUCCAUGGUCCUCUCUCAAACAAGGCAACAAGAACGAAGAGAUGAAGAGGUUCUUGUCGAAGCAAAAAGAAUAGCUGAAUCACGCAUUCCUCCUAAGGUUGCUGAAGAGUCUCAGUUGGUUGCUUCUAAUGCUGGUGCGGAAGUUACAAAGAGGACUGUCCCGGUUGAGACUGUAUCUCCGUCCAAUAUGCAACUUCCAUCAAUGGUUGUGCCUUCUACAUUAUCAGAUAACACAUCUACUUUAGCUUCUCUUCGCAUGCUUCAUGUAUAUUUGAGAACAUAUGCUCUUGAGCAAAUGGUACAAGCUGCAAACUCUUCUGCUGGACUUCGAACUAUCAAGCGGGUUGAACAAACUUUGCAAGAUCUUGGGGUCAAUUUGAAACCAAGGGUUCCCACGAAAGCCGUUUGUGCAGAGCAUCUUGAACUAAGAAAAGAAAUACUAACUUGGCUGAAUCUCCAGAAACAGGUGCAAUAUAAAGAAGCAGAAGGCUCAUCUUUCCGUGAUGGGUCAUAUGGUGAAACACCAGGCACGCCAAAGGAUCGGGCAUUUAUCUCCAUAUCAUAAUCUUGAUGCAGCUGAGUCCUCCCCGUUCAUUCAUCUCCCUACACAUAUUUCUCCGUGACAAUGAGGACGUUCCUAAUCCUAGGCGGAGAAGGUGACAUUGAGAAUAUCUGGAAACUUGUCUUUGAUAGCAGCUUUGAUUCUUGAUCCAAUGGACUCAGGCCCAACAUACUUCACAAGACACUCCCCACCUUCAACGGACAACACUUCCACACUCCCUCCAUAAUUCUUAAUGGCCGGUCUCAAUAUCUCAACAUGAUUAUUCACCGCCUAUAAAUAAUUUCAAUUUUCACCUCAGACAAUCAUAUAAUCACUUUUUAUUAUAAACAAUUUCAAUAAUUCAAAUAUGUAAACAAAAGCUAACCUCAACUGUUGUCUCUCUCGUUUCUUUGCCGUAGAUUUGCCGUAUAUCCUUCACGGCGUCGCCAAAUUUUUCCUUGAGAACGCGCUCGAUCCCCAUUUUCAUUGUUGUGGUGGAGCUAGGGCAACUCUCGCAUGCUCCUUAGAGACGUAGGGAUAUAACGCCGUCUUCCACGGAGACGACGUCCACGUUGCCGCCGUUGGCGAUGAGGUAAGGGCGAACGUCGUGAAGAACGAGGUCAACAUUUGAUGCGGUGAGGUCAAAUUUCGUGGCAGAGUAUAAUCCGGGAGAAGACUGAAGAUUCUGGUUGUGAUUAGAGGCAGAGACCAAUCGGAUUGUAUUGUUUUGCUUUUGAGGUGUGAAACUGAAAACCGAUGAUUUGAAUUCAUGGUCAUGGUUGAGUACUGAAUCUAAUUGUGGAACAAAUAAGGGUUAUUGCCGUCAUAGGAGCCACUAAUCACAGACUCACGAACACUACGAAUGUGAAAGAUAUUUUGUUUGAAAUAAUUUUUCGUAAGAGGCAAGUGUCAAUGGUAACUAACCCACUGGGCUUG